Molecule: messenger RNA, 651 nt
Organism: Phaedon cochleariae (mustard beetle)
Lineage: Eukaryota; Metazoa; Arthropoda; Insecta; Coleoptera; Chrysomelidae
Source: the annotation of a GenBank genome assembly
AUGAUCAAAUCAAUACCUUCCAUAAUUUUCCUGUCAGUAUCACUUCCUCUUCUACUCAGUUACAUAUUCAAGAAGAAAUAUAAAAAAAUGAUCAAUCCACAAGUUAUUAGAGAAGAAAAGUAUUAUCAUCAGGUCAUAUUCGUGAAUAUGGAAAAUUUUCAAUGUAGGCAACAUUUACUAGACAAAAAAGAAUGUGGCGAAAAAUGCUCCUAUGCCUAUCAAAAAACACUUCAAAAUUUCAUCCGAAGUGCCCAAAUUAGUAUUUGUAUGAGUGUUUACAUGUUAACUUUGAAGCACCUAAACUAUGAGUUGAUUCAAGCACAUAAUAGGGGCGUCAUUGUACGAGUUAUUACUGAUAGAGUAAUGUUACAGGUCGAUCCAUCACAAAUUAACUUCUCACGUUUAAAAAGAAGCUGUGUACCUUUCAAAGUUCAACCUACCAAUAACCAUGGUAUGAUGCACCAUAAAUUUUGUCUAAUUGAUAAAGAAAAUCCCAAAUGUGCCAAAAUGUUCUUUGGUUCCCUUAACUUGACUAGCCAAGGACUAGUCUCUAACUUUGAAUCAGUUAUAUUAACAAAUAACUUGAACAUUAUUAAUAGAUAUUGUGAAGAGUUUGAAGAAAUGUGGAGUACAUUUGAAGAAACUCAUUAG